Molecule: messenger RNA, 746 nt
Organism: Cucurbita maxima (winter squash)
Lineage: Eukaryota; Viridiplantae; Streptophyta; Magnoliopsida; Cucurbitales; Cucurbitaceae
Exons: 2
Coding region: 292-597 (101 amino acids)
Source: RefSeq, a predicted model, not a curated record
GACAGGCUAAGCCAAACAUCCCCACUUCAGUCGCCGUCAAGGUCGCUACGAACAUCUCCGCUGCCACCGCCACCUCUCGCUCUGCCGCCUACCCAUUUCACCGCCAAAGAUGGAAACACCAAUCAACCCAGAAUUCAGACUGAGGUAGAGAAGAAAAGCAUUGUGUACAACAAGACGGUCGAGAAGCCGGUGAAGUCUGAUCGGCCGUUGGAGUAUGGCUCGGGAAAGUCACACGAAAAACAGAAGACAGCGGAGUCUAUAAACCUCGCCGGACAUAACGUCGGCGCAGUCAUGGAAAUAGAUAAGUUAUCGGCCAGCCACCGUUUGGGCGGAGAAACAGUAAGAAAGAACAAAACAGAAGGCGGCGACGGCGGCCGGGAUGGAAAUGAGGAGAAGAAAAAGAAGGAAAAGAAGGACAAGAAAAAGAAGAAAGUGCCGAUGACCGCAUUUAUGAACAGCAAUUUUCAGAGUGUAAACAAUUCGGUUCUGUACGACUCGUCGUGUAACCACCGCGAUCCCGGCCUGCAUCUUAAGUUUGCCGAUGCGGCGGACGGCGACGGAGCCGCUGUUGAUGGCCGUAAGAACUACAAGGCGUAGAGAUGAUGGCUUGUGAAGUAUUUAAUUAUAAGAAAUAAGCCAUUUUCUUGGCGUUUAAAAAAAAAAAAGAAAGAAGAAAAGCCAUUUACUUGGACUCUUACUUAAGAUUAUAAUCGAUAUCAAUAAAAAUAUAAAUUCAAUAUUUAUUU